Molecule: messenger RNA, 4042 nt
Organism: Hirundo rustica (Barn swallow)
Lineage: Eukaryota; Metazoa; Chordata; Aves; Passeriformes; Hirundinidae
Gene: CORO1C
Product: coronin 1C
Exons: 11
Coding region: 113-1537 (474 amino acids)
Biological process (GO): actin filament organization; neural crest cell migration
Molecular function (GO): actin filament binding
Source: RefSeq, a predicted model, not a curated record
CCCGCCCCGCGGCGCUCAGUCGGGCGGCGGCGGCGGGCGGAGGAGGCGGCGGAGGCGGCGGCUCCGCCGGGCUGAGGAGCGGACGCGGGAGGCGGCUCGGGAUCGCGACACGAUGAGGCGGGUGGUACGGCAGAGCAAAUUCCGGCACGUCUUCGGGCAGGCGGUGAAGAACGACCAGUGCUAUGAUGACAUCCGCGUGUCCCGCGUCACCUGGGACAGCUCCUUCUGCGCCGUCAACCCCCGCUUCGUGGCCAUCAUCGUGGAUGCCAGCGGUGGGGGAGCCUUCCUGGUGCUGCCUCUGCACAAGACAGGCAGGAUUGACAAGUCCUACCCCACAGUGUGUGGCCACACGGGGCCGGUGCUGGACAUCGACUGGUGUCCCCACAAUGACCAGGUCAUCGCCAGCGGCUCCGAGGACUGCACCGUCAUGGUGUGGCAGAUUCCCGAGAACGGGCUGACCCUGUCCCUGACAGAGCCCGUGGUAGUGCUAGAAGGCCAUUCCAAGAGAGUGGGCAUCGUGGCCUGGCAUCCGACGGCGCGGAAUGUGCUGCUCAGCGCAGGCUGUGAUAAUGCCAUCAUCAUCUGGAAUGUGGGAACAGGAGAAGCCCUCAUCAACCUGGACGACAUGCACGUGGAUAUGAUCUACAACGUGAGCUGGAAUCGCAACGGCAGCCUCAUCUGCACAGCUUCCAAAGACAAAAAAGUCCGGGUGAUCGACCCCAGGAAACAAGAAAUUGUUGCUGAGAAGGAGAAAACCCACGAGGGAGCGCGGCCCAUGCGAGCCAUCUUCCUGGCAGACGGGAACAUCUUCACCACCGGCUUCAGCCGCAUGAGCGAGCGGCAGCUGGCCCUGUGGAACCCGAAAAACAUGGAGGAGCCGAUAGCCCUUCACGAGAUGGACACCAGCAACGGGGUCCUGCUGCCCUUCUACGACCCGGACACCAACAUCAUUUACCUGUGUGGGAAGGGUGACAGCAGCAUCCGCUACUUCGAGAUCACGGAUGAGUCCCCGUACGUUCACUACCUCAACACCUUCAGCAGCAAAGAGCCGCAGAGGGGCAUGGGGUUCAUGCCAAAGAGGGGCCUCGACGUCAACAAGUGCGAGAUUGCCAGGUUCUUCAAGCUCCACGAGAGGAAGUGUGAGCCCAUCAUCAUGACGGUUCCCCGCAAGUCCGACCUCUUCCAGGACGACCUGUACCCGGACACAGCCGGCCCGGAAGCAGCUCUGGAAGCAGAGGAGUGGUUCGAGGGGAAGAACGCUGAUCCUCUCCUCAUCUCCUUGAAGCACGGGUACAUUCCAGGCAAAAACAGGGAUCUCAAGGUGGUCAAGAAGAACAUACUGGACAACAAACCCGCCGGGAACAAGAAGAGUGAUCUCAUAAACGCUCCAAAGAAAGCAGCGGAUGCCUCAAACUCCCAAAACGACGCCAAAUUGGACGAGAUUUUGAAGGAGCUGAAAUCCAUCAAGGACACGAUCUCCAACCAGGACGAGCGCAUCUCCAAGCUGGAGCAGCAGAUGGCCAAGAUCGCGGACUGACGGGGCCGCCAGCCCAGGCACAUCCCAGCUCCCAGUUCAGCCAGCAGCAGCCUGCAGCAUUCCAGUACGAGCUUUCCUGUUCUCCUAAAUCCACGUCAACAAGAGCCGAUGAUUUCAAGCCAAGCUUUUUAGUGAAAGAUUUCUUUUUUUUUCCUUCGUUUCCCGAUGUUCCAAUGAAUUUCUGUGACUGUGUCAAAAACAAAGCAAAAACGAGAAGUGCUACUUUUACGAGGGUUUGGGUUUUUUUGGUUUUUUUGGGGGUUUUUUUUGGGUUUUUCCCAGAUGUUAUUAUGAAUCCUUGAAAAACGAAUCCAUUCUUGACUUCCGAUGUCAUUGCCCAAAUAUCUUUUUCUAGAUUUAGGGACCAACGCCACAUUGUUCUUAACCAUUUCUUUUUUUGUUGGUUUUUUUUUUUUUUUUAGAGUUGCCAAAAAAUAGAAAAAAAAAAAAAUCGCUUUUAUUUUUCUUAUUUGCCACUUUUGCAGUAUUUGUGUUUCCAUUCCAAGGGACAGGGGGUGUGGGGGGUGUUUACACUGUGCAGAGAACAAAGCUGAAGCUGUUUUGUGUAAAUCCUCCGGAACAAUCAGGUGGGUUCCUUUCCCUUCUCUUCCCUGUGGAAUCCCCUUGGAGAUGGGAUCAGCUGCCUUUCCUGCUCCACAGCCUGUCCCCAGCCCCGCUGGCUGACAGAAAAACACAAAUACAUCAUUCUGAACGAGGGGAUUUGUUUCCUACUGAAGUUUUAAGCCGGCACCGUGUUUCCAUUUUCCUGCUAUCCCAAGCUUUGAUUCCAUGACCGAACUCUCACGCCUUUUACUUGCUCAUUUUUAUUUCCAUUUCAAGGCAGAAGUGACUUCCAUGCAGGAAUGUUUUUGAGCAUGGAGCUCCAGGUGAGCUGUGGGAUGCCAGCAGUUGCUGCAAAUCCUUGUUCCUGCCCCCCCUGAGCUCGUGGGUUUUUAAGGAACUUUUGGAAUCCAUCAGCCCCUCACACCAGUGCUGAUGAUAGGAAUUUUCUGUGCUUCCAAGGCAGCAUUAGCAGCAGAAAGGUGAUUUUUUUUUUUUCCCAUGAUAAUUCUCCACAAACAAAACGCCUCUGUUGUUACUUUUUUAUCAUUUGUUUUCUCCUGUCCAUUGUCCCAUUCCCGCCUCCCACCCUGCCAUGCUGGAAAAGCUUUGCAGAAAGGAUUUGUUCCCGGAUAGAUGAGUGACCUCCAACCCCCCCUGCACUCCCGGCCCUUCAGAGCAGAAGGGGCUGGGAGGAUGGAUUUGAUCCCAGUUUGGAGAACUGGUUUCUCCCACGGCUCCUUUGGGAUCCUGCAGGGAGAGGCCCUGUGAGUGCUCCAGGCUGGCGAGCCAGCUCCUCCUGGAAUUCCACAGGGGCUCAGCUCAGCAAAGCUCAGCUCAGGCGGGGUCUCCCCUGGGAAGGAGCUGUCAGGGUUGGGGCAGGCUGGCUCCCUGCUCCCAGGCCGUGUCCUUGUGCUGGGAAUGGGAUCCAGGACACCCUGGAAAGCUGUGCCGGGCGGGAUCGGUGCUGCCAGUCCCGGCACAGCCCGUCCCUGCGGUGCCAGGGAGUGCUGAUAGCCCAUCCUCGUUCCAAAGGUGGGCAGAGACCAUCCGGUGUCCCAGAGCUCUGGAUCCCUGUCCCAGCUGGACUCUGUCCCCGUGGCAGCUCCGUGUGCUCCCACCUGGAGCAUCCCGGCGGACACGAGUCCCUUCGUCCGGGCCGAAGAGAUUGAUUUUUUUUUUACUAUUAUUUUCCAUUAGUUUAGCUAGGAAUUCUCCGAUUUUCCAUUUUUCCCCCAGCGUUUGCAUGUUCAGAACUCCCAGGUUAAGGAUUCCCUGCUGUGGAGGGAUGUGUGUGUGGAGGCGGAAUCGGCCGGGGGACGUAGCUGGAGAGGCGCGAGGACGGGACGGAGGAGACAGAGGAUGUGGUGGGAUUGCAGAGCAGGAAAGCUUCAGGAAAGCGGGAUUUCUGUGUUUUAGGGACAAGUGGCAUCCCCUGCCCUGUGCCCAUGGAUCCACAAUCCGGCCGCUCCGGGUUCUUUGGCUGUUUGGUGACGUUUCUGUAUUGCAGUAAAUGCCUGAGAUGUGUAUUUUUAUGGAUUUUUUUUUUUUUUUCCCCCCUCUCUCUUUUGGAACCCAGACCCGAAGGUCGUUCUCCCCACAGUGGUGAUUUCUGUGUUGAUUUGUACGUGUGACUUCAGGGUUGUGUGCUCGGGGACCUCGGGUUUGUUCCUAACAUUUGGAGGGAAAUCAGUUUUGGGAGCCGCUGGAUUGAGGUGCCCCGGGGUGGGGGUGUGGGAGAUUUUAGUUCCUAGCCUGUAUUUUAUUUAAAUGAACUGAUGCCUCGCCAGGCUCAACCGGAGUCAGUGCCUGAAGCUUUUUGUAGCCGUGAUAUCCCGGGAGAGAACCAGCCCAGUCCGGAAAGACGCGCUCUUAUAGAGCGACCAGAGUAUCUGUCCAAAUAUUUGCUUCCAUUUUCAAAAGAUAAAAGUCAUUGAUUAUAAA